Schistocerca gregaria is the source of this 1401-nucleotide messenger RNA. RefSeq lists its product as uncharacterized. The record is from RefSeq and is a predicted model, not a curated record. The coding region runs from base 90 to 674 and encodes 194 amino acids. Lineage: Eukaryota; Metazoa; Arthropoda; Insecta; Orthoptera; Acrididae. The transcript is spliced from 7 exons.
AUCACUGGAGAGGUACGUCACUAUAGCGGAAUAUCGCUUCGCUCCUGGAGCAGUGUGUAGUACGCCACCUGAAGACACUGUGUGUCGUGAUGAGCACAAUGGUGAAAUGGUUGGUGAGGGAGUUCGCUGUAGAUACACCACACUGGCGUCAGCUUAUUUUUCCAAUUUGCUUGGCAGUUGCGUUUAGACUGUCUCAGAAAAUAUGUGAAAAGUAUUUAUUCCAGUCCCAUGCCGCAUCCCGGAAUGUAAAAACUCCGUGGCGACAUAGAUUGCAACAGCUGGAAGUACUAGAUUCAGCUUCAAAAGCAAUAGCAGACAUUGUAAGUGCGCAUAUUCGGAAGCUGACAGGCCAACAGAUAAAAUUUUCUCAUGGUGAGCGUUCUCGUACAGUGAAAGUAAUCAGAUCAUGGUGGUUCUUUGUGUACUACAUUCAGUCAUGUAUAUUUGCAUAUUGCAUUGUGCAGAAAGAGCUAUGGAUGUGGGAUACAAGAUUGUGGUGGUUACAAUUACCCAUAUCAGGUUGUAACAACCCAGUGCUGGAUGUACUAUAUGACCAGUAUGGCUUUCAGUUGGUCAGUGGUUGUGUCAGAGAUCAAAAAGAUGCCUCCAGACUUGUCACCAACUUUAUUGUCCCACUUGUGUAUAAUUUUAUAUAUGUCCCUUUCAUGGCUUAAUGGUUUUUAUCGUGUAACAAUUGCUUUAGUUUUUGUUGAGGACUUCUCAAAUCUUCUAAAAGAGGCGACAAAACUAAUCAAAUAUUGCAACUACAGAAUUGUGUACAGAAUGCUUCUCCCAGUCUACAUAGUUGUCUGGACGUGUACUCACCUUGUGUUCUUUCAAUUUUGGGUACUGAGUAGUGUCUACACCGAUUCUCCAGAGACAUUAAAAGAUUCUCCAUUGUAUUAUAUCUAUAGUCCACUGUUCAUCUGUAUGUUGGCAGUGAGAUACUAUACUGCACUACUACUUCUGAGGGGUUUAUUUCAGUAAACUUUACUCUGAUACUUAUCAUUUAAAUUUUAAAAUAACCGAUUAUUUCUUACUUACACAACUUAAUGACAACUGUUAUAUUCUUAAUUCUUUUUUCUAAUUUGACAGUGACAUCAGUAAGUGAUACUGAUAAAAGGAAGAUUUUUUAUGUAUUUGGCUUAAUUACAUAUAACAGCCAGAUAAGUAUUUUACCUGUGAUGUACUACCAAUGUAUACAUAAGGUGUAAUUUGAUAAGUUUUUAUCUGCCUGCUCUUGACAUAUCCUAAGAUUUGUACAAGAGAAUCCUUCAUUACUGAUGUAAUAAAUUGUUUUAAAAACAUUUUGAUACAUACUGUGCAUAAUAUUGUAAUGUUUUUUAAACUCGUGGAUGCAUUGGCACUAGCCUUAAAAAACAUGUAGUGAAUGUUUCUUUA